AAAAAAAACACCUAGCUUCCGAAAUGUGACAUAGUUGACCUAAAUUUUGUUAAUUCUAGUCAAUUUAACGCUAUACUGUAAAGCAAUACUAUAUUUUGUGUACUAAUUCUAAGAGAAUAUUUAUUUUUAGAAAAAUAUUAAGUUACUAAGAGCCUAAAUAAUAUUUUUGUCUUUAAGUCCUUGUUACAUUUGUGUAAAAAGUGUUAAAAUCUAUACAGUACAAGUCGUGAUGUCUUUAAAUUUGUUCAUUAGAAUGAAGAUUUAAAUUUUAUACAAUUCCUUCUAUAUUUCCCUGUUAUAAUAGUUUUAUUCUUGAAUUUAUAUCGUUACAAAAAUGUCUUUCGUGAAAUGUUGUUUUGAAGCUGGCGAGGGCCACGAUUUUUUGGACUCCUUCGUGCAAAAAUGUACUGAUCCUGGCUGUUGCUGCGGCUGUUGCUCCGCGCUCCGGCCUCGCUACAAGAGACUGGUGGACAACAUCUUCCCCGCGAUACCACAGGAUGGACUCGUCAAGACCAACAUGGAGAAACUCACCUUCUACUCGCUGUCGAGUCCUGAGAAACUGGACAGGAUCGGAGAGUACCUGUUUCAGAAAGCCUCCAGAGAUAUCUAUAGAAGACGACAUGGGUUCGUGAUAAUAGCGAUGGAGGCGAUGGACCAACUGCUAGUGGCGUGCCACUCGCAGACGCUCAACCUGUUCGUCGAGAGCUUCCUCAAGAUGGUGCAGAAGUUGCUGGAGUCCACCGACCCUCAGCUGCAGAUACUUGCUACACAGAGUUUCGUUCGUUUCGCGAACAUAGAGGAGGACACGCCGUCGUACCACCGGCGCUACGAUUUCUUCGUGUCCAAGUUCUCGGCCAUGUGCCACAGCAACCACAUCGACAAGCCCACCCGGGAUAGCAUACGGCUCGCCGGCAUACAGGGACUGCAGGGUGUGAUAAGAAAGACCGUGUCGGAUGACUUGGUGGAGAACAUAUGGGAGGCACAGCACAUGGACAAGAUCGUGCCUUCGCUGCUCUACAAUAUGCAGACUGCAGAGAAAUACGACACGGUGCUAUGCAUGGAAGGCGGCGCGGGCGAGGAGCAACCCGCGCGGUUAGCGGAGGCGUGUCUCAGGGAACUCGUGGGCCGGGCGUCCUUCGGACACAUACGCAGCGUACUGCGACCUGUGCUCACUCACUUCGACCGACACGAGUUGUGGAUACCGAACGACUUCGCAGUACACACGUUCAAGAUCAUCAUGUUCUCUAUACAGGCGCAGUACUCGUACAGCGUGGUGGAGGCGCUGAUGCAGCACCUGGACGCGGGCGGCAACCGCAGCGGCGACCCGCGCGACUACACGCGCGUCCGCGCCGCGCGCGCCGCCGUGCUCUCCAACAUCGUCGCCAUCGCCGCCGCCGACAGCGUCGGGCCAUCAGUUUUGGAGAUCAUCAACAAUCUGCUGACUAACUUGCGCGCGUCCGUCGCUAGAGAUUCUGAAAAAGAAACAGACGAAAAGCUAUACCAAGAAGCUUUGAUCAACGCUCUGGGCGAGUUCGCGGACCACUUACCCGACUUCCAGAAAAUAGAUAUUAUGAUGUUCAUCAUCAACAAGGUGCCGAGCAGUCAGCGCGCCAACAAGGGGACCAAAGCUGAUGCUAUGUUGCAGAGUAUACUGCUUAAAUCUUUACUCAAGGUGGGUACGACAUACCGCACGGUGGAGCUGAGCAAGGCGUUCCCGGCGGCGUUCCUGGAAGCCCUGCUCCGUUUGGGCGGCGGCGCCGGGGCCCGCGCGCGGACCACGCUGCAGCGCAUCCUGCAUACCUUGCUGGAUCGACGGGACAACGCGCCCAGACUCGCUUCUCCCACUGUGGAAGUAUGCGAGCUGGGUCUGAUAGUGGAGAAAUGUUCCCGACAGGACCUCAUCUUCUUCAGCAAGCACGGGUACGCUCUCUUCAGCUCGCUCUAUGAAGGUCUGCAGCUAGAAUCGAACACGAUGGAGAACGUGGAGGCGAUCUACACGACGCUAGCGCUCAUCUGCAUCGAGCUGGCGUCUGAGGAGACCGUCUGCGACAUCAUGCAGCUUAUAUUGGCCAUCCAGCAGUCAAGUCUAUCGAACCCAGUACUGUCGGUAGCCCAGCAAUGCCAACUUCAAGCCAUCAGCAUCUCGCUGGCGGCGCUACUGCCGCACGUCAUGAUGCACACCCGCCUCACUGACUACAUCAACAAGAUAAUAGCAGCCAGGCGCGAGGAAGCUCCCCACCUCCUCCCUCCACUACAAGAGGACUAUGACGACCUCCCCCCCGCCAAGAUGCCUAACAAACUGCCUUACCUCAUGAUGGAUCAGAUGGCACUAUGCGACCUGCUGAAGUCCCACGGAGUGGACGUGACGCGUCUGUCCUCUACAUCGCCCUACACUGCUGGGAACGUGGCUCUGCCGCACCGACAUAGCUGGGUUGAGGCUGGCGCAGCUCAAGGCCGCGACAGUCUCGCGGAGAUCACGGCGCCUGGCACUGAACUGGACAGUGCCAACAGCUCGCCCGGAGUACAACGGGCAAACGGCACGGCAUCAUGCGUGAGCCUGGAAGCGCUGCGUCGCGCGGCGGGCGGGCCGAGCGCGGCGGAGCGCCGGGACGCCGAGCGGCGCCGCGCCACGCUCAACAACGCCUUCCGCACCGCGCCCUUCGACCAUCUGCUGCAUAUUACACAGCCUAAGUACGAGAUCAAGGACAAGUUGGAGGAGAUCUUCAACUCGAUCAGCGAGGAGCCCCUGCUGCCGGGCUCGGGCGCGUGUUCCCCCGCCGCACACAAGUCCUACACCAGCGCCGUGCCGCCAUACACCAAGUACUUUCCGGAGCUGUUCCUCUACUGAGCUUAUUGUGUUCAAAUCCAAACCGGUGGAGGAAUACCAAUCUUCAGUAGUGGCCUGUGGAUGUUAGUUUCGCUCGACUUAUGCUAAGGUAUACGGUAUCGGCUCGCAGAUGACAUCGUUCGUGUGAUCACUUACCUCAAGACUGCCUGGAUGAUAAUACUUUUGGCCUAAACUAUUAAUCAUUAUCCUGACAUGUAAUAUGGUGAGAUUUUGUCAUAGUUUAUUUUGUGGUUAUUGCUAUUGUUUAAGUCUUAACCCGUUGUAUGCCGGAACGCAGAUCUACGCGAGACACAAUGUGUUUUCUAUUGUUGUCUUAUAUACGGCAUACGAGGGGUUAAACAUGUCUACUUGGGAGUAAAUAAAUGUAAGAGUGCCGUGUAUGAGAGAGAGCUCAUAAGUGUAACAAACACUUUAUGAAAACCGCAUCAAAAUCGGUUCAGCCCAUCGUGAGAUAAUCGCUGACAAACAUACGCAGGUCAAACUAAGAAUCUUCUUUUGUGAAGUGAGUUAAUAAGAAUAUGUAUAGACGACCUGAUUAAAGAUUAGUAUAUCUGGAAGUCAUUAGGGGAGGCCUAUGUUUAGUAGUGGAUGUCUUGUGGCUGAUAUGUUAAGACAAGAAUAAGAAAAGAAAAACGUAACUAACUUUCUUAAACUACGACAAAAUCUUCCUAUAUUUCAUGUCGGGUACCAAUUCAUAUAAACAAUGUCUUUGCGAAAUAUUCAAUUUUUGACAUAAUACUAUAUAAUAAUUGAAAUAAUCGACGUGUAAUCUGACUUUGGCUCCAACUUUGAUAAUAAUAAGUAAUGUAUAACGACUUAACUACAUUCCUGUUGCUUUUACUCACAAUAUUGUAAUUAUUAUAUUGUUAUAGGAGAAUCUCUUAUUACUAAUGCAUAUAUAGGGCAUUUGUUAUCAAUUGUGACUUAGGUAGUAUCUAAUUAAAAAACACUCCCGAGUUAUGUAAAUUUUCGAGGGUGAUCGACCACUUUCAAGCCUCACCGGGGCUUAUAAUCAUGAUGCGUAUCAUUUUGUAUGCGGCAAUCGACUUCGCCACUAAAUUCCCAAACUUUAAUUCGAUUUUAUCUAAGACUAGACUUUUCUUAUUUCGAAUAAUUUCGGCAAGAAACAAAUGGCUUUUAUUUUUUAAAUAUAUGCUCAUGAAACGUUUUUUGUUUCUGUUAUUUGUAUCGUGUCAUCCUUCCUGCAAAUUAACUAAAAUUGAACUUCUUGACAUGAAAAUGACGCUUUAUGAGACAUAAUAUGUAAUUAAAAAUACAUUUUCUAUAGUCACAAUUAAUAACAAAACUAUAACUAUUUGAUAUUUAGUAGGUGGCUAAGGUACGGUGUGGUUUGGUGAAAGCAAUAUUCUGUUUUUUAUGUUGCCCUGGUAGGGACCAACUGUCUGGCUGAGAGAUAUCUAUCAGAUAGACUUAUCUACUGAUUUAAAUAGACGUCUUUUUUUACCUAUGAAACUGCUGUCUUUCGUGAAAAAAUUUUUAAGGUAAAUGUCAAUUUUGAGAAUAAAAAGUUGAUGUGGUUUGUUCAAAUUUGAUGUGAUGAAAAGAGAAUACUAAUAAAUUAUUGAUUUUAAUAAAAGAUUUUAAUGAUUUGGAUAAAGAUAACAAGGGCGUUGCCGGCCUUUUGUGGGUUAGGAAUUUAAGGGUGGUUGGGAGAUCGGGGAUUGGGAAGAUUGGAUUCAUUGGGGGACACGGAUACAACGGUUAUGGUUACACUUUGGCAACGGGUGUCUUGUGACUAAAUAAAGGCCUAUGUAUGUUCAGCAUUGAACGUCUUGCUAAUAUGAUAAAAAUGACUAUGAAAAAAAAAUUGAAAUGGCCGAAUGACAGUUUCAUAGGUGAAGUGACAUCUUAUUAAUAUAUCGUGGUUAUUGAGAGAGAUAUAAUUACGUAAUUGUUUAGAAGAAGUAGAAAAAUAUGUAGGCUAGUACAAAUGUUUGAUUUUGGUCGGUAAAGUUAUUGGUCAACUGUGAAAAGUAUUUUGAUUGAUCGUUUUGGUGAAAUGUUAGGUUGCCUUAUACAAUAAUUGAAAGAUUUAUUGAAAGUAUAAUUAUGAAUUCUUAUUUACUACGUCAAAUGAACAUUUAUCUAUAGUACAAUUUCUCAGUAGUAGCACGGAGUCUGGAAUUGUGCCCAGUAUAUGGCAAUAGGCUCACCCCCUACUACAUGGGACUUAUAACACAAAUGGUGAAAAAUGGGUGUACAUUGUAUAGCAGCAUUACGAGCCGUAAUGUGCACCUCUGCCUACCCCUUCGGGGAUAAAAGGAAUGACGGUACUACUAUCAAAUUACCAUAAAUGAAAAGAGGUUUAUGUUAGAGAACCAGUUAUUGUGUCUAUUUUUAAACUUCACAAUUUAGUAAACGCUUUAAUGCAUUCAAGCUAUGUUAUAGCAAGAUAUUUAUUAUGAAUUGUUAUGUAUUUAUAAUCGACAUUAUUCAUAUAAUUAUAUGAAUUAAUAUAAUUAUAUCAGUAUCCCAAUAUUUCGUAUUAUGAUUGUAUUAUUUACGUUUAUAUGUAUAGCUAAGUGAAUGAUAUUCUUACACCUAAAUAAUUAUUAAUAUAAUGUGAUUAAUUUAUUAUAUGUUAUUGUGAAUGUGUUUUUAUACUGUUUUAAACAAUAUUAUGUUUAAAUAUUGUCUUAAAACUUAUACAUUUGUUAGAAUUUAAACCUUUCAUUUUAUUAGGACACCAUGGUCGCACUUCCAACAAAAUGUAUUCAGUUGUAUAGAGGGUAUCUUACCACAAGGCUUACUGCAAUUUAUUUACUAGUAAAAACAUGCUUAAUUUUACGGCUUAUAGCUUAAGCCAAAUACAUUAUUACAGUUUAAAGUGAUAACGCAAUUGAAAUGUCACCGCGUUCAAUCCUCUGAUUGGCUAGCUCCAAUUAACUAACCAAUCAAAAGCUGAAAAGACUGUUGUACGACUAUGGUGUCCAAUGAAAUGAAAGUCCUUACCUCCGCACUCAGAGAUAUUUAAUAAUUCCUUAGUAACGACUUUAUCCCAAAAACAUUUGCUCAGGACUGGGUUAAGUUGUUAAGUAACCAUUAAAUGACUCUGAGUGUGUCGGUUAGUCCUUAAAAUGCUAAUGUUGUACCUAAACCAUGUAGAAAGAGUUUCUUUCAAGUAACACUGCCUUUAAGAUUGAGCUGUUUAUAGCAGAUCAUGAGCGAAUGAUUCGUCGCUUCUAUGUCCAUUAAAAUGUUAAGUACCUGUUGUAAAAUUGUAAUGAUUCGCUCAUGAAAUGCAAUAGCCUUAGUACGACCUUUUACGUUGAACGAAAUAGAAACAAGAGCGUGUUCGCCGUACCCUUAGUAUAAGUUUGCUUUACGUUUAACGUAAUCGGAACGAGAGCGGCGCUCUGAUUGGUUGGUUUAUUCGAGCCGACCAAUCAGAGAGCCGAACCCCAUCCCCUUUUACAUGGGACUUAUAACACAAAUGGUGAAAAGUGGGUGUACAUUACGUGCCGUAAUGUGCACCUCUGCCUAACCCUUCAAGGAUAAAAAGGCGUGACGUUGGUAUCAAACUCAUACUAAGGAACAGAGCGCUAAACGGACUCUCGUUUCGAUCUCGUUAAACGUAAAACAAACUCGUACUAAGCCCUUUGUUCAGCAUUUUUUGUAUAAUCUUUUUGAUAUGUUGUAGAAAAGCUAAUUGCUUCCGACAUUUUAUAUACUGUUUGAAAGAGUUAAUGUUUGCCUAUACGAGGAAUGUUUUGUCUGUCUUGAUUCAACUGCAUCGCUGCAAGUUCUCUUCUAUUAAUAUUUGACAUGGUGAAAAGCUUCAUCCGUUAUCCAAAUUACAUGUUUGCAGCCUUUCGGGUUAAAAACCUAGUAAGGGCAAGUACCAAUGUGACUUUUUCCGAGUUAUAUGUACUUUCUAAGAUUAUUUAGACACUACUGACAAACGGUGAAAGAAAACAUCGUGAGGAAACCUGAGCUUAUAAUUUCUAAUUAUAAUUAUAAGAUCUUAUUAUAAGUUAGAAAGAAGUUAAUUUCUAAUUAUAAGUUUGAAAUUGCUAACACGCAUUGAGAAGUCGUGGUGAUUAAUGCUCAAACCUUAUGAGAAGAUUGGUUGCAUAGAUAAAGUGUUAAGUAACAAACAACUAAAAUUACUUUUGCAUUUGCAUUGCAAAAAGUACUCACGAUGCAGUUGAAUCAAGUUGUUGGUGACAUUUUUCACAAACCUGAAUUAUAAGCAGUGAUAGGAAUAGGUAAUGCUUAUUAGCCUACACUUUAAAGAAGAGACUUCCUUAUUAUUAUAUCACUGAUUAUAAGCCUCUCGUUAAGCCCCUUCACUAAUAUGUUUGUUGGUCAAUUUAGUACAUUUUUAGUAAAAACAUGAAUAUUGCGGGCGGUGAAGGUGCGCGGUGGACGGCGGGUGAAAGUAUAUGUAUGUGUAUAUAAUCGUUGCAUCGUUCUAUGUACUUAAUGUUAUAUACUAAAUGUAUCGUUCAGUACUCGGUUGUGUACUAAAUAAAUGUGGUUCCAAUUAUA
Messenger RNA from Spodoptera frugiperda (fall armyworm), 7360 nucleotides. It is a transcript of the gene stmA, whose product is annotated as protein EFR3 homolog cmp44E. Gene Ontology annotation, biological process: protein localization to plasma membrane. The coding region runs from base 335 to 2848 and encodes 837 amino acids. Gene Ontology annotation, cellular component: plasma membrane. The record is from RefSeq and is a predicted model, not a curated record. The transcript is spliced from 20 exons. NCBI's taxonomy places the organism in Eukaryota, Metazoa, Arthropoda, Insecta, Lepidoptera, Noctuidae.